Belonocnema kinseyi is the source of this 1485-nucleotide messenger RNA. RefSeq lists its product as uncharacterized. NCBI's taxonomy places the organism in Eukaryota, Metazoa, Arthropoda, Insecta, Hymenoptera, Cynipidae. The transcript has 9 exons. Bases 10 to 1437 code for a protein of 475 amino acids. The record is from RefSeq and is a predicted model, not a curated record.
AGCUGGAUAAUGAAGGUUCUAGUGAAAGCAGAAGAUAUCUCUAAUUUAGAGAAGAUAAACACUGUUUGUUUUACUACAAUUUCGGCUGCCAACGUGUGUAAUGAAAUUGAUGACGAACUUGACGUAAAACUUAGUACUGUUUUUUCUGGCGAAUCAAAACAGUCACUGCAUCAAGUAACAACAAUUAAAAGGGAUCUCAUUGUAUCUAUUAGAAUAACUGUAAUUGAAUACGUAAUUCCUCUUGCAAAAGUAUUAGAGAUGGCCAUAGAAAGUGCAGAAAAUUUGAUCAAGCUUUUAAAAACAGUUAUAAAAUUACAAGUCGUCAAAGAUCAGACAUUAUGUGUUGCAGCUCUAGAUUCCAAUAUUUCUGGCACAGCUUCUCAUCCACGUUUGUAUUUAAAUGCAGCAAGAAAGCUUGCAAAGGCUUUAGAAAAUGAAGAUAAACUAAAAUUGUUUUAUACGCACAUCGAGGAGCUUUUUCUUUAUUCUAUGAAAGAAAAUUGUUUACCGGAGAAGUUAAGAAUGAAGGUUAUAAGCAUGUGGCUGGAAAAAAGCGAAAGAGAGAAAGAUUUUGAAUUAUUCGUAAAGGAAUGUCUUGAACAAGGCUAUGGAGAAUUAAAGAUUGUUAAACUUUUAAUGCACAUAGCUCACGAAAAUUGCAUUGGUAAUCUAACAAAUGUUGUAAGUGCCUACGGAACUUUACUGCGAUUCAGGAAAGUGAUUCCGGAAGAUGUCGUAGAAUUCGUUUGGAAAACUUUAUCAGAAGAUCUCGAAAAAAAAAUAGCAUUGACUAACAUUUGCAUCAGGACUUUGGCCUGCUUAAUCGCCCGUCAAAUUAAGUUCAAUUUGAAGAGUGAAACAGUAGCGGAUCUGACAUUUAAGGACCUCGAGACACUCCUCUUAAAUUUGAGAGAAAACCACUGUUUCACAAUAUUCGGUGUUGAAUUCAUCAAGUUUCUAAUGGCAUGCGAAGUUAAAAACCCUGUAAUCAGUCUGCGAAGAUUAGAAAAUGAUAGUGACUUGCUGAACAUUUACAAUGUUUAUUUCUUGAUUCACUCAGUUCAUGCUGAGAAGUUACCUGGUGAGGAAGAUCAAACUUACCAGUGUCUUUCGACGAUGCUAAACUAUUGCUGUGCUCAGAAUUUGGAUAUGGGGAUAUUUUUAAUGUGCUCUGCAACGCCCCUUUUGAUAGAAUUAGCGAUUACAGGAUUUCCCAUGUGCAAGAAGAUAAGCUAUUAUUUUCUGGAUUUUGCCACCAUAUGGUUGGGUUAUCUAAAAGAUUACCGUGCCAGAAUUAAAGUCCAGACCGAAUCCCUUCCCGAAGAAUCAGUUAAACUUCUCGUUCAGUUCCUACCAUUUGUCUUGCAAUUGAAUGACGCUGAUAACUUCUCAGUAAAUAAUUUUCUGAGAGAGAUAUCUUCAUACACAAAAGCCUAAGAAUAGACUUCACGGAAAAAACAUCUUCUAUUUAUAUACAUUUUAAAG